GCUCCCGCAAUUACUCAACGGAGAGCUGUAGGAGAGAAGUACAUUUGGUUAAGAAGAUAACUUACUAUGUAUUCGCCGGAAGAUUAUCUGGGGUGAUACAAGUGGAAGUUUGUUGAUAAUACGUUAACCUCUGGACAUUACGUUAAGUUAUCCUGGUUGUUCCUACUCAGAUAACUUAUAAUUGUACUAACGCCCGUGCUCCCCCAGAUGUUUUAAAUACGUCCUCCCCAAGCAAAUUCAUCUGGACCCUCAGUCAUGGAGACGGAGCAAGAUUCUGGCCCAAGCCUUCUCAGUAUUGCUAAUGAAUUGAGGGAUGACACAUAUGAUAAACUUGUUGGUGACUUCCUGGGAUCUCAGACUGGCGAAGGACUGCUUUUGGAUGAGAAGCCAUGCAAAAAUCAGCUGUUGGUUCAAAUCGGGCUGUUGCGAGAGGACAACGAGGUCCCCUGGGGGUUAGUCCUGAAAUGGCUACAGAAGAUUUUCCCUAUGUUCCAGUCUGCAGAUUUCCAGUGUCUGAUUGAGAGAAACACUGAGACAACUUUAAGCUUAACUGGUGAAGCACGAAAGAACUUUCUUGAAUCAGAUGUCAACUUUGAGUUUGUUGGUCCCAUAUGUGAUAGCAUUGGUAUUGGGAGAACCGAUUUGCUGGAAAUGUCUGACUUUUCUGAACGUGCCCAGUACACUGAAAUCACUAACGGUCUGAUGUUAGAGUUGAGUAACUUUGUAUUGCGGGAAAAAAUUGACCUCAUUGUUUUAGUGUCAUGGCUCAGAAACUUUGAUCCCCAGUUCUGUAGUGAUGGGAAAAUUCAGAAGGCCAACAGAUUGCUCAAAGCAAAGCUUAAAAAGUUCAUGGCGCACUACCGGAAUUAUCAAAGGACUAGGUACAGGUCAAAUGGUCUUAUGGAUCAGUUCCUUCAAUCUCCUUUUGAUCUUAACGAUGCUGAACUGGACAAACCUCGAAAGGGCUUUUCAAAGAAGAAACCUAAGAAGAGGGGUCCAGGGAGACCUCGGCUUCUUAAGGAGGAGUCAGAGCCGACGCCGAUAUCACAGAAGCAGCCAAAUUAUACAAUAGUUAAGUCUGAGACAGGAAAGCGACAUAAGCUUGUGACUGUGAAAGAGGAAUGUGAUUCAGAUGGGUAUAAUGAUCAGCAAGAAAGGGGACCAGUUCCUGCAGGAUCUAGGGGAAACUCUAACAUCACAGAUGGAGAGUCUCUCACUCUGCUUGAUGUCUCCAUAAUCUCUGUUCAGAAACUGUCAAAUGUGUACGGAGGAAAAACUGAAGUGUCUAAGCAGGUGUCCUUGGAUCUUCUGAAGAAUCAGUACACACUAAUGCUUGCAGAGGAUGACGGCAUGAUGUAUAUGACAGAGCAGAUUGAGGCGCUCAGUGAAACACACUCCCUAGUGUCACCAUUAGAUUUUCUACAUUACAACACACAUUACCUUUUGGACAUUUAUGAUGCGGUUGAGCAACAAAUAAUGUCCUUUGAACGAGAGAUUUUGAACACAACUGGGGAGAAACUAGGGAGGGACAACAAUCCCACCUUUAGUCAUUUUGUGAAUUUUGAUGAAAGUGCUACAUGCCGUUAUAUCCGCAUGGCAUCAGAUAUUUUGAGCCCUCAUGAAAAUACAAAGAACAACUGCAGGAGGCACUGGCUGGCCUUCUGUAUUGAAAGAAAGAAUCCAUCCAAACUCCCAGUGAAUGUGUCCAAUCGGUUCAACAACUACUUUGAAGCAGCUGCCGCUCUUCUCCACCACCGGACAGAUGUUGUUCUUUUCCUUUCUGACCUACAAGUGUUGAACGAUGAGCCCAACAUAAUAUUGGACAGCAUCAAUGAUGAUGCCAAUGACGAUGCAAUUCAAGCCUUGACGUGUGUCUUGGCUGUUGUGUACUGCAAGGUUCUUGGUCCGUACUGGCAGCUUCUCAAGAGCAAGGCACAGUAUGCUUUGUAUAGCAGAUACAUCUACUGCCUUUACCAGAAGGUCCUACAGUGGUCGAAAGAUGCCACAACUCUCAUGGAGCCCGAGCUUGCUACAAAUGUUUUCCUGCAGGUCCCUCUGCAGGAAGGAACCUUCAGCAAGGUCUUCACAUUCUGCAACACCAAUGCAGAGAAUCAGUAUGGCAUACUGAUCAGAACUUGUCUGGAAAAAGUCAUGAAAGUCAUUGCUGCUGUUAUGGAGGAGAACCUAAAGGACUUCCUUCCUGGAGGGGUCUAUUGCCAAGAGCCCUCUGCCGAGGUGUCAAAUCAGUUAAAGCACUGCACUUUCUCCCACUUAAUGGGAGAAUACCCCUUUGGUCAGGCCUUCCCCUACAAGAGUCAAAGACCUGACCUUGCACCACCAUCCAACUCUUCCAGAGGGAUGCCUUUGGCACAGAAAAAUCGUUUCUCUCUCCCUGGAAGGCAUCAGUCAAAAACAGGGUCUAAUAAGCAUUUUCCCAAAGAGAAACUCAAAAAGAAGCCGCCGAUGAUGUCAUUUGGAAUGGAGCAAAGUGAAGCUUUACCCAUACUUAAUGACCCAGUGGCAGAGGCCACUCGAGAAACCAUACUAAUAUCCAUAGAGAAAAACGGGGGACCUUGUCAAACAAAGCAAGAUGUAGAUAGGCUUUUGGCGCGUCUAGAAGGAACUACUCAUGCACAGAAACGCGAGGCCAUCCGGUGUGAGUUAGGAUACCAGAAAGUAAUCCUUGGGUCGCGAAACCCUAACCUUGCUCAUGUUGGCUUCUCCCUCACUGAUAUGGUGGCCAAGUUGAAAAUCGUGCUGCCAAAUGAAAUGGGCUACAGUAGUCCAGAAGAAGACAUUGAGGUGGACAGUGAAGAAGCAGAAGACAUGGAGUUUGGUUCAGGCCGAGCUAUUGCAGACACCGAAGCAGAUGCGCUGGACAAUGACGACCGGAACAUAAACUUAGGACGAAUAGGAGUCGCACCUUACCAAAAUUAUAGGGAGAUGAACGACUUUCAGAGCGAAUUUCCAGGCCCCUUUUCUUCUUUUACUUAGCAAAUGUUAGUUGACUUGUUCAACUAGCAAGAUGACACUAUAGCAAGAACUAGAAAAGACCUUAUGUCCAGAGCCCACACGUUGGUUUAGACUUUGCAAAAUUCCGUUUUUUUCUGUUCAUAUACAUAUUUUUUACAUUGAAUUUGUAACCAGUGUAACGUGUACUCCUUGUUAACAGUUGCUGCUGUCUAGUGUCUGAGCUUUGGUCUAUUACCUCAUUGUAAAGCACUGCUUGUGGAAAAGUUGGAGGUCCAUGUCCAUGUGUUACUUUCAAAUAUCAUGUCUGUUAAGCUUCUUUCUAGUUUCUAACUUGAAACUUGUUUAGGACUAUGUCUUAUUAUGUGUUUACCACAUGUUUCCAGUAUAUUUUUCUACAAGUUGGGAUAAACUAUCAAUAAAAAAUUUAAAAGGA
Molecule: messenger RNA, 3406 nt
Organism: Clupea harengus (Atlantic herring)
Lineage: Eukaryota; Metazoa; Chordata; Actinopteri; Clupeiformes; Clupeidae
Gene: slc52a2
Product: solute carrier family 52 member 2
Molecular function (GO): 3'-5'-RNA exonuclease activity
Source: RefSeq, a predicted model, not a curated record